Molecule: messenger RNA, 1983 nt
Organism: Kwoniella shivajii
Lineage: Eukaryota; Fungi; Basidiomycota; Tremellomycetes; Tremellales; Cryptococcaceae
Exons: 11
Coding region: 1-1983 (660 amino acids)
Biological process (GO): regulation of actin filament polymerization
Cellular component (GO): site of polarized growth; cortical actin cytoskeleton; actin filament
Molecular function (GO): actin filament binding
Source: RefSeq, a predicted model, not a curated record
AUGUCAAUCUCAUUCGCAGCGCAAGAUCUACAGCCUACAUACCAGGCCCUGAUAAAUGGCACGGCCGACUACGACUGGGCGAUUUUCAAUCAGACGGGAAAUGAACUUAAAGUGCAAGCUACUGGGAGUGGAUUGGAGGAUCUAGAGGAGGAGUUCAACGACGGAAGAAUACAAUAUGCUUUCGCUCGUGUGAAGGACCCUGUCAGUUCGUUGCCCAAAUUUAUCCUCAUCUCAUGGCUAGGUGACGGUGUCCCAGAGAACAGAAAAGGAUUAUUCAACAUCCAAAGCCCGCAAGUCCAAGACAAAUUUCUUCGAGGUGCUCAUUUAGUAAUCCAAGCCCGUUCAGAACUCGACGUCACCCCUUCUCUCAUUCAUAAGCGUAUUCAGGAGUCGUCUGGAUCCAAAUACUCUUCUUCAUCCUCUGCUUCCACUCAUUCCGCAGCACCGCCUAGAGUGGCUCCCAGUUACCGACCCAGUCAAGGAUUCGGUGGUGCACAAGGCAAGGUGACUUCUACUUUCAGUCGUCCUACACCCGCUCCACCUGCUGCUGCUCAGCCUCCACCUGCACCCGCAAGAGAACCUUCACCUCCGCCCCCGCCUCCUCCUGCGCCAGUCGUCUCCCCACCACCCGCCGUUCAGAGCGAAGUGAAGCCCACUGCCACUGCAAUCAUGUCCGCUUCCACGCCUGCUACAUCAGAAGCCGUCAAACCAGCUUUCGAGGAUCGAAUUGCCCCAGUGGGAACCGCUUAUGAACCUGUCAAACUCAAUGCCCCCGGUAAAUUGGCUAACAGGUGGAAUCCUGCUGCUCAACAAGACACUCAAGAAGAAACCACUUCCACUGGACCAAGUCUCAAAGAUCGUAUGGCAGCUUUUUCAGGUGGCGGUGCUCCUACUCCUUCAGCUCCUCAGCCCAGUGGGAAGAAGCUGACAUGGUCUGAGAGACAAGCUGAAGCCAAGAGACAGAGGGAAGAAGAGGAUAAAGCAAGUGCUGCAGCGAGUGCCACUGUCGGUGGUAAGCAGCCAUCCACACCGUCUUGGCAGCCUCCAGCAGCCCCUUCAGCUCCAGCUGCACCCUCCCCUCCACCUGUCCCCGCAGCCGCCGCUCCACCCCCUCCCCCUGCAGCAAGUCGACCAGUCCCUACCGCACAAGGCGGAAUGCCCGCAUCCAUCACCAGGUCCUUACCACCUCGAGCUCCAUCCCCUGAUUCUGACGAGGAGAAAGAAGAGGAGGAUGAUUGGGGAGCUCCACCACCUCCUGCACCCGCUGCGCCCUUCAGACCCGAGCCAGUGGGAGAAGACAGUGAUGAUGAAGAAGCCAUUGCUCCUCCUCCGCCGCCACCUCCACCUCCACCACCUCCCGCACCAUCGUCCGAUCCGCAAGUUGAGGAGCUUCAACGAUUAAAAGAAGACCUAACCCUCGAGGAGUCACCUGCCGCUGGACCACCUCCAAUCCCUCAAAACACAAGACCCAAAACCGAAAGCGCACCUCCGGCUCCUGCAGGACAGAGAGCUAAAGUCUUGUUUGAAUACGAAGCAGCGGAGGAUGGUGAGAUCUCGUUGCUAGAAGAGGAGAUUGUUACUCAGAUCGAACAAUUAGAUGAAGGUUGGUGGUCUGGUACAAACCCUCGAGGUCAAUCAGGUCUCUUCCCUGCGAAUUAUUGCGAGCUUGUCGAGGAUGAUGCACCUGCUGCACCUCAGCCUGAAGUCGCUGCUCCACCACCACCGCCGCCCCCACCACCUCCACCACCUCCCCCUCCUCCAGCUGCAGCUGCACCUCCGGAGCCAGAAAUGAAAGACAAUGUCAGAAUUGCUGCAUAUGACUACGACGCUGCUGAAGAUAAUGAGUUAUCGUUCAAAGAAGGUGAUAAGAUCACCGACAUCGAGCAAGUCGAUCCUGAUUGGUGGCAAGGUAAGAACAACGGCAAAGAGGGUUUAUUCCCAGCUGCCUACGUAGUUCACCCAAGCGAAUGGCCUCCUCAAUAG